AUGGUUAGAUCUUGUCGUUCACCGCAUCACAGAGCGAGGGCAAGCCAGAUGGCAAGUCGACCAAUAGCAAAGUCCGCCAUUCCCAUCACGAACCCCAAUGCUCCACCGGAGGUACCAAGUGAGACCGCCUCGUCGGAUUCGACGUCCGAGGCAUCUCCAGCACUCGCCAAUCACCCUUCCUCUACCGUUGGUCCUGUAACCGAAGCGCCGCGGCCCACAGCUUCACGGCCACCCGCAAACAAUUGGAACUCAUUGGAUAUGGGCGGCAUCAGUAUCAAACAUCUUCCACCCUCCUCAGGCUUGUUCUCCUACUCCUUCCUCAUCAACCUUUACCUCAAUCACAAUGCUCUCACCUCCAUACCUCCCGAGAUCUCGAAGCUUCGGCACCUAGAAAUGCUUGAUUUGUCGGGGAACCUCCUCACGGUCCUGCCCCCCGAACUUGGAAUGCUCACUUUCCUGAAGGAGUUGUACGUCUUUGAUAAUAUGAUAAGUACGAUUCCCCACGAGCUAGGGACACUGCAUCAGCUGCAAACCUUGGGCGUGGAAGGCAAUCCUCUAGAAGCUGCUUUCAAGUCGAUAAUCCAGAAGGACGGGACAGCGGCUCUUAUCUCAUACCUCCGCGACUCGUGUCCCGUGCCCCCACCACCCCCGGAGCGGCACUGGAAGAGUGUCGUCACGGAUCAUGAGCGUGAAUUCCUCUCCGGGGAUCCCGCGGCCGAAACUUUCACUGUCCUUUGCUACAACAUCCUUUGCGAAAAGUAUGCCACGGAGCGGUUAUACGGGUACACCCCUGCUUGGGCUCUGCAGUGGGAUUUCCGUAAAGAGAUUAUAUUGAACGAGAUCAUAUCUUCGGACGCAGAUUUCAUGUGCUUGCAGGAGGUGGAUAUUGCGCAGUAUGAGGACUACUUCACGCAGAGGUUGCGGGACAAGGGAUACGAAGGGGUGUAUUGGCCGAAGUCGAGAUAUAAGACGAUGGGAGAAACGGAACGAAGACAAGUUGAUGGAUGUGCGACAUUCUACAAGGCAUCCAAAUAUCAAUUAGUCGAAAAACAUCUCAUCGAAUUUAGUGCUGUUGCGAUGCAGCGGCAAGACUUCAAGAAAACCGACGACAUGUUCAACCGCGUGCUCGGCAAAGAUCAUAUCGCUGUCAUCUGUCUCAUGGAGAAUAAGCAGACCGGUACGAGGUUCAUCAUCGCGAACGCUCAUAUCCAUUGGGACCCUGCGUAUCGGGAUGUCAAGUUGGUUCAGGUGGCUUUGCUGUUGGAAGAGGUGGAAAAGAUCGCGAAUAACUUCGCGAGGUAUCCUCCCCGUCUGAUACCGACGCCAGCGCCGACCUUCGAUGAGACAGACGAGAACGGAGACCCCAAUGGCGAGCAAGUCAACGGGGAGACGAAUGGGAUCAACGGACAUUCGUCACCUCCACCAACAUUCGAGAAGGCGCCCACGUACGCAGACGGAACAAAAAUCCCAUUGAUCGUUUGUGGUGAUUUCAACACCGUUCCGGACUCCGGGCUAUAUGAAUUCCUCUCGAAAGGCUCCCUUCCCGCCAAUCACCCCGAUUUCAUGUCACACAUGUAUGGCAGGUACACUUCAGAGGGGCUGAAGCAUCAACUCGGGUUGAAGAGCGCGUACGAUGUCUCGUCGCAAGUUCCUGGCGCCGCCGUAAACCACGCGAACGCCGCGUCGGGAGCGUCGUAUGACUUCCCGAUGACGAAUUUCACGCCGAGCUUCAAGGGUGUCAUUGAUUAUGUGUGGUAUUCGCAGGCGAAUAUAGCUGUCAAUGCAGUGUUGGGCGAAGUGGAUAAGGCAUAUUUGGAGAAGGUCGUCGGGUUCCCAAAUGCCCAUUUCCCUUCAGACCAUCUAUGCCUGAUAGCUGAAUUCCGCGUCAAGCCGCCGCGACAACCGUCAUAG
Molecule: messenger RNA, 1911 nt
Organism: Pleurotus ostreatus (oyster mushroom)
Lineage: Eukaryota; Fungi; Basidiomycota; Agaricomycetes; Agaricales; Pleurotaceae
Gene: CCR4
Product: Glucose-repressible alcohol dehydrogenase transcriptional effector
Exons: 3
Coding region: 1-1911 (636 amino acids)
Biological process (GO): nuclear-transcribed mRNA poly(A) tail shortening
Cellular component (GO): cytoplasm; nucleus; CCR4-NOT complex
Molecular function (GO): protein binding; poly(A)-specific ribonuclease activity
Source: RefSeq, a predicted model, not a curated record